UUGGCUUUAAAACCUGCUUGUCUAGGCCUCAACGAACAACGCCACGAACCGCAGGCCAAAAAGGCCUUCCCAUACUUCAACCCAUUCCCUCCGUCAAACACAUUCAACAACCAGCGCAACAUCCGCCAUCAGUUGGCAUCUCUAUUACAUCCACGCUCAUCUUCUACACCAGCUCGUUAA
This is a messenger RNA of Strongylus vulgaris, 180 nucleotides long. Lineage: Eukaryota; Metazoa; Nematoda; Chromadorea; Rhabditida; Strongylidae. The record is from the annotation of a GenBank genome assembly.